AUGCUGGGUGCUGAGUGCCCAAAGCCCUGCAAGGGGAAAUGGCCAACGCCGCCUUUCGACCCGCGCUUCCCCAACCAGAACCAGACCCGCAACUGCUACCAGAACUUCCUGGACUACCAUCGCUGCAUCAAGACCAUGAACCGCCGCGGGAAGAGCACACAGCCCUGCGAGUACUACUUCCGCGUGUACCACUCGCUGUGCCCCAUCAGCUGGGUGCAGCGCUGGAAAGAGCAGAUCAAGGACGGAACUUUCGCUGGGAAAAUCUAA
Budorcas taxicolor (takin) is the source of this 267-nucleotide messenger RNA. Its product is annotated as cytochrome c oxidase subunit 6B2. NCBI's taxonomy places the organism in Eukaryota, Metazoa, Chordata, Mammalia, Artiodactyla, Bovidae. The transcript has 3 exons. The coding region runs from base 1 to 267 and encodes 88 amino acids. Gene Ontology annotation, cellular component: respiratory chain complex IV; mitochondrion; mitochondrial crista. The record is from RefSeq and is a predicted model, not a curated record.